GAAAUUAUAGAGAGAGAUAAAGCUAUACAAUUUGUUAUGUUGUGCCUCAUUUCAACAAAGCUAUUGCUAUAUGUAGUUUGUUUUAAUUCGGUUUAUCAAAGUGACAUUAACAUGUAAAUAGAGGGAAGAUUACGAUGGAAAAUCGCAAUUUUCUAUUAAUAUUUCCUUUUAAGUGGCACUAAAUAUAGUAUUUUUGUGUUACAAAAUGUCUGUUAAUUCUCUAGUAAAUUCCGUGCGGAGUUAUCUGGCUUCCCAACAUAUGCUGGUCGACGACGAAUGGCUAUCGGGGUGUGUAGAAUAUUUAACAGAAGAUAGCAGCAAUAGUUACAGUGAAACAGAGAUAAAAUCUUUGGCCAGAGAACAAUGGUUGCUGAAUGAUUUGAAAGACAUAUGUCCAGGUUCUUUGCCAGGAAAUUUAAAAAAUAUGCAAAAGACCAGGCUGGAUGGACGGUUCACACUUCAAAUUAAUGCUGCUAUUGAUAUAGGUACCCCAGCAUACCAGCAAUAUUUGAAACUGCAAAAAGUGAACACAGAGAACAUUGAGGUCACUACCAACUAUGAUGAUAAAAUUCCAAGCCACAGGAUGAUAAAACUGUACUUGACAGAUGGAGUGCAGGAGGUGACAGCUAUUGAGUACAAACCUAUGAGGAACUUGAGUUGCGACAUCACUCCUGGGUGUAAAGCUCUUAUUAAAGGUCCCCUGGAAUGCCGUCGGGGAAUGCUGCUCCUCACAGAGGGCAACAUCGAACUGCUGGGCGGCGAGGUGCAGGAGAUAGCCGUCUCCAACUGCCUGGCUGGUCUGCUUUCCACCAAACUUGGGCUGCCAAUGACGCAAGACCCGGGAGACCACAACACGACCAUAAUCCAACGUAACACAAACUUACCAACACCACACACACAGAUGCCACCGCGAAUGGAAAAUACUCCUCAUUUCGAAGACUCCUCUACAACCAGACCCGUUGCAAGGGUUACUCCUAGCAGUACUAACAUCCAAACUACUUCCACCAACGGAUUCGCUGAAGACGACAUAGACAUAGACCAAAUAGCAGCCAUAGAGGCGCAAUUCGACAACUCUGGCAAAAGACCGUCCUCAGAAAAGUCCUCGAAACCCGAAAAGAAAAUCAAAAUGGACACUGUUAACACGACAGAUGACUAUCCAAACGAUGAUGAUUUAUUUGAUGAAGAUGAAGAAUAUUUAAGAGAAAUGGAAGCUAAUUUCGAUGCUGCUGAAGGAGCUGCUAAAAUCUCGUCAAAAUCAAAAGUUGAGCCUAAAUUUCCUAUUAACAUAUCAGCAGAACCAUUUGUAUAUAUAAAACAGAUUAAUGAACUGAGCAAUGAAGAUAAAACUGGUAGAGUAUUCAAAGUAAAAGGUCAAAUAAUCAAAUUACUAUCAAAGUUAUCAGUUGGGAAAGACGGGUGGAGUUUAAGAUGUACACUAGUGGAUGGUACGGGGACUAUAGAUGUAGAGUUCACAAGCAAUGUGCUAUCGAAAUUGGUCGGGUAUACUCCGCAAGAGAUGAACCAGUUGAAGAAACAAAUGAUGACAAAACCUGAGUUGAAGGAAAAGGCUGUUUCGGCAUUACAGAAAGCAAGGGACACUCUACAAGUACUAUAUUGCAUUAUAGAGCUCACAAUAUUAGAAGUGCCAAAAAUAACAUGUCUCAUACCAUUCGAGGGCAUACACGUAAACAUGUUACAGAAGAGAAUACAGGGUAGCGGAUUAUAGCAUUUUUUUUUUAUUAAAUUCAAUAAAUUAUUGAAAUAAUUAUUUUCCUAAAUUGUAAUGAGGGAGUUUCCAGACUACGUUCUCGCUAGAUGGCGUUAAAAGGGUUGUUUAAAAAAUUCAGCUGUAACUUGGAUGUGUGUUCCAUGAAUUUUAUGCCUGACAUUCACCUGUCCCUUUCCUUUUCGCCGGAUUAAAAAAUGACAGAUAUAAAUUAAAAUAAUUGGGUGACCGUAGGAAACAGCACCAAGUUUGUAAAUACAGUGUGUUAGUGACAUCGUAACGAAUACUCUGGGGGAUGAUUCAGACCAAGAUUCUGAGUUAAUAUCAAGUGGAAUUAUCCGUCGCAAAAUUCAUGAUUUUUUAUUAGUUUUAUAAAUUAUUUUCAAUUCUAUACUUUUGCGAUGGAAAAUUCCACUUGAUAAUAAUUCAAAAUAAUCAGCUGAAUCAUCCCCCUUAGUAUUCCUUACGAUGUCACUUACACCCCGUACAAGUACAUACGGUAGCCAUACAAGUAGGCAUGGGUGUUAGUGACACCGUAACGAAUACUGAGGGGUAUGAAUCAGACCAUGAUUCUGAGUUGAUAUCAAGUGGAAUAUCCUGUUGGAAAAUUCUUGAAAGUUUGUGUUUUUUUUUCCGUUCUAUAAUUUUGCGACGGAAAAAUCCACUUGAUAUCAACUCUGAAUCAUGGUCUGAAUCAUCCCCCUCAGUAUUCGUUACGAUGUCACUAACGCCCUGUAUAAUUCCAACAAGUUCCAGCUAUGUAUGUUUUUUAUACAAGUAAAUGAAAUUGAAAUGUA
This is a messenger RNA of Pectinophora gossypiella (pink bollworm), 2523 nucleotides long. RefSeq names its product recQ-mediated genome instability protein 1-like. Lineage: Eukaryota; Metazoa; Arthropoda; Insecta; Lepidoptera; Gelechiidae. The transcript has 7 exons. Gene Ontology annotation, cellular component: nuclear body; RecQ family helicase-topoisomerase III complex. Gene Ontology annotation, molecular function: nucleotide binding. The record is from RefSeq and is a predicted model, not a curated record. Gene Ontology annotation, biological process: resolution of meiotic recombination intermediates; double-strand break repair via homologous recombination. Bases 206 to 1726 code for a protein of 506 amino acids.